AUGAGUUAUGAAUUCUAUCACAGCGCUAAAAGCUUGAAGUUCUAUCACAAUGAGUUAACGCCUCGGCUUCUCGACGCUAUUAAUUCCUUUGUUGGACUCCCAGAAGGGAUACUCAAGCAACUUCACAAGGAGUCAAGCGAGGUCGCCCAUUUUCUCUUCUACCACCACCAGUGGUACAAGGACAUAAGGAGAAAGCGAGCCGCGUAUGCUGGCCAUACUGACAUUGGAACGAUUACCUACCUGUAUGCAAACCCAGUGGCCAGCCUGCAGGUGUACAGUUCUCAAGGCUGGGAGUAUGUGGCCUACAUUCCCAACUCGAUCGUCAUUAAUAUGGGAGAUGCCAUGGAAUUUAUUACAAAGGGGCAAAUCAAUGCAACACUCCAUCGAGUUAUCAAGCCGUUACCCACCCAGGACAAUGAUGUAAGAACUGCACUGAUUUACUUUGUACACCCGAAUCAUUCUUGCAUGGUUCAAUCUGUGCGGCAUUAUCAGGAGCUCAGGGCGAGGUACACAUCUUUAACCAGAGAGUCUCCUGGAGCCUUAAUCAAUGGUGCUGGAUUGAAUCGAGUCAUAUCUGCGUUGUCAUCUACGAGAGAGGACAUUUACUUUGUACCGAUUAACUCGCAGGCAUGGGAGUUGUCUAAAAGAGUUUGGUUGUGUUGGAAUAACAAUAUCACAUGA
Colletotrichum graminicola M1.001 is the source of this 681-nucleotide messenger RNA. Its product is annotated as 2OG-Fe(II) oxygenase superfamily protein. The coding region runs from base 1 to 681 and encodes 226 amino acids. The record is from RefSeq and is a predicted model, not a curated record. The transcript has 5 exons. Lineage: Eukaryota; Fungi; Ascomycota; Sordariomycetes; Glomerellales; Glomerellaceae. Gene Ontology annotation, molecular function: dioxygenase activity.